AUGACCUUACCAGAAGGCAAAGUUCGCCGUGCAGCGAAACGCAAAGCCCUCUCCGCAUGUGUGGCAGCUCGGCAAGUCGAUAAAUUCGAGGAAAGAACUCCCAACAACGACACAGUAUCAGACCACCGGUCCUGGGAGUGUUGCGGGGCGGUCUUCCCCAGCGCAGCGGAGAUCAAUCGGCACGUACAGGCGCAUCAUCAGGACGAGUUGGAGAAGUUAGAGCUCGGGUUCCUCCGGGAGGACGAAGGUGCUGUUAGCGGCUGGAACGGGGAAGAUGGGUCCCGAAAGCACGCAAAGACGAAAGAUCAACGAUUACCAUAUACCUCGCGACGAGCACCCAAAGGCCAGUCAGACUCCAUAACCCUCCGAUGCACCUGUCCGCCCUCAAGCGGCCUUGUUCUGCUCUUUUAUCGAUAUACCCACAUCAGGUCCCCGACGCGACUUGCCGAGGAAUUCGAGCACCUUUGCGGGGCCCUGGACAUGACCGGGAAGAUCCGUGUAUCUGCAGAGGGUAUCAACAUCACUGUUGCUGGGAAGACGAAUGAUGUGGAACGGUUCAUUGGAACCGUGAGCGAGUGGGAUGUCCUUGCUCGAUGCGGGGUGGACAAAGGAGAAGAUGGUGAGACGGAGGAGGUGGAGAGCAGAAGACGCAUGUUCUUCAAACCCUCCGAGGGCUGUGAGCAUGUGUUUGAUGGACUAAGCGUCAAAGUGGUGGACGAAGUAUGUCCAUUUGGCGUCAAAGGGUGGUCUCCCAAAGGAUUGAUUGUAGAGGACACCAAGCACGGUGCGCACGAAGACGCGGAUGGACCAACACCACCUGCCACAUCUUCAGGUGCCGAAUCUCUCCGUCCAUCCGCCUUCCACUCCCUCCUCCAACACGCCCUGGCCAACCCAGAAACUCAUCUCAUUCUAGACACCCGCAACCACUACGAAACCGCGCUAGGCCACUUUCCCACCGCGCACCUACCCCCGAUCCGAAAGUUCUCCUCGCUACCUGAAUAUAUCACCACCAACUCAGAAACGCUGUUUCCCCGCGGGCGGGAGAAGCAGACUGUGCUUACGUAUUGCACGGGAGGCGUGAGGUGCGAGAAGGCGGCAAGGUGGAUUUGGGAGAAUGUGGAGGGGGUGGACAAGGUGGUUAUGUUGGAGGGUGGCAUUCACAAUUACCUGGAGUGGAUUAAAGAGGCCGAGCGGAGUGGGACACAAACGAAUGCUUCGGCAGACUCAUCUUUGCCGCUGAACUCGAAGGACGAGAGUAAGACGGCCUCUACAGUAUCGACGGACAGCAAACCCACAAGCCUAUUCCUGGGCCAUAACUAUGUCUUUGACGCCCGCCAAUCUCUCGGCUUGGAUGCCGCUACGCCGAUCACUCACUGCAAAUACUGCGACACGGCCACGGCAUCUCUUGGCAAGUGCGUUCGCCCCGGAUGCCAUUUGCUCGUCACUGUCUGUGAACAUUGUCAGCAGAAGAGACUUCCUGCUGCGAGUGAAUUCUCGCAAGACAGCUGCACUGAGGUGACCGCCGCCGACGGUGAAAAGUCCCAACGGCCGGGAGUCCGAAAGUACAAUAUGUGGACCCUGGGGCAACAGGCGUAG
This is a messenger RNA of Fimicolochytrium jonesii, 1596 nucleotides long. RefSeq lists its product as uncharacterized. The transcript has 2 exons. Lineage: Eukaryota; Fungi; Chytridiomycota; Chytridiomycetes; Spizellomycetales; Powellomycetaceae. Bases 1 to 1596 code for a protein of 531 amino acids. The record is from RefSeq and is a predicted model, not a curated record.